CCAGGUGCUGCCGCUGAAGCCGAUCAGCCGGCGGCUCCGGACGAUGGGAUCCCAGAGAGAGCUUUGAGGUGGAGGAGCGUAUCCACCAGCUCCCUGCCAGACCCCAGGCCGGACACUGAGCUUUGGGCACAAGGCACCGAGGCCAAGAUGAUGCCCAGUUUCUUGUCGGAGGGGAACCCUCUGAGCGCUGUCUCCUCGGUCGUCAACAAAUUCAGCCUCUUCGACUCGAAACCCGAGAGCGACGAGGCGGCCCGAAAGCAGAAGGCAGCCCGUGGAGCGGAGCCUGCAGCCCGGGGGCCUGUGAAAUCGAGCUCGCAGCAGUUUGUGAAAGCGGAGGAGAAGGAGGCCGGCGGGCGGCGGCAGCAGCAAUAUUCAGUACCACGGAUAGCUCCGGUCCCCAAGAAAAGCGUGUGCCCGAUCUGUAACAGCGCGGAAAUAGUGGGCAGCUCGGGCACCGGCCAGUGUAACCAGUGCACUCAGUGCCAGCUGCUGGUGUGUGGUCAGUGUGGCUUCAACCCCAACCCCCACCUGAGCGAGGUCAGAGAAUGGCUUUGUUUAAAUUGUCAGAUGCAAAGAGCCCUUGGCAUAAACAUGACGACUGCGCCCAGUUCCAAACCACAACCUCUGCAGCCCAAGCAGCAGGAAAUGACUCCCUCUGCUUCACAAGCAGCAAAAAAGGCUCCGGUUCAGCAGCCCACUGCAAAACCUGAACAGGCCAAGCCAUUGUCACGCUCUGGAUCCAGAAAACAGCCUCUCCUGACCAAGCAGCAAUCAAUGGUUGCUUCUCCUCCACUAAAGGCCAAACAGCCAUCACACGGGCCUGGGGAUGCACAACCAAGACAGCACGCAGCCCAGAAACCACAGCCAGUGAAACUGACUCAGCAGCUGGUGGAUCAACAAAAACAGCAAGACCUGAACAAACCUCCUCAACAAGUCAGUUCCACUCCACAAGGAGCAGAAAGCAAGCAACCCUCUCUGAGUCCACAGGUUCAGCAAAAAGAUUCCAAGCAGCCCAAGUCAGUGACCCAGGACCAGCAGCUCAGUAAGAAGCAGGAGGACUCUGACACUAGAACACAGCGACAACAGCUGCAGAAAAAGGACGAUACGGUUCCAGGGACAAAAUCCGAAACUGUGAUAAAGAGUCAAAAGCAGGACAUGACCCAGCAGAAACAAUCAGUACAGAUUCAGAAGCCAGUCGAUAAAUCACAGUCCUCGAAUAUUAGCACUGCUGCUCCUGAAGUGACCAAACAGCCUGCUUCAAAAGUAGAAUCCAAGGCUGGUCACCCAAAGGAAGAACAAUCAAAGCUGACUCAGAAGCCACCAGCUGCUAAAGUUGUGCCAUCACAGAUUCCACCAGAAACUCCAAAAGCUCAGAAACCCCCAGAACAGUCGAGGCGUUUCAGCCUCAACUUAGGAGGUUCUGCCCAACCACCGCAAUUUCAGCCAUCAACUCCUCCAGAGACUGUCACUGGAAAACUCUUUGGGUUUGGGGCAUCUCUGUUCAGCCAAGCCUCAACUUUAAUAUCUGCAACACCUCAGCAACAUGAGCAACGUGGACACACUGCAAAGCAACCCCCUCAGACAGCGGCAAAGGACAGCAGUGUUUCUCAGCAAUCCCCCAAACGGGACCAACAUGGACACACUGCAAAGCAACCCCCUCAGACAGUGGCAAAGGACAGCAGUGUUUUUCAGCAAUCCCCCAAACGGGACCAACAUGGACACACUGCAAAGCAACCCCCUCAGACAGUGGCAAAGGACAGCAGUGUUUCUCAGCAAUCCCCCAAACGGGACCAACAUGGACACACUGCAAAGCAACCCCCUCAGACAGUGGCAAAGGACAGCAGUGUUUCUCAGCAAUCUCUCAAAAGGGACAUCGGUAAGAAAGAAGCUAAGCCUUCAGCAGCAGCAGAUACUUUUGAACAGAAGACUGUUGGGACAGCACAAGACACAACAGACCCUGCAACCAUGAAGAAAGCUGCAGUGGUGAAAGAAAGCAAACCAGGUGCAGAAAUGGUCAAACAGACAACCAAGCCAUUGGAAACCGACAAAGCUUCUCCACCUACGAGCUCUUGCCCUCUUUGUAAAACUGAUUUGAAUAUUGGUUCUGAGGACCCUCCCAACUUCAAUACCUGUACAGAAUGCAAGGUGGUUGUGUGCAACCUCUGUGGAUUUAAUCCAAUGCCACAUUUGACAGAGGUACAGGAAUGGUUGUGUUUGACCUGCCAAACACAACGAGCUCUAAGUGGACAACUGGGAGACCUUGGGAAAAUGCCACCUCCCCUUCCAAUUUCAUCAAAACCGAAGCAAACUGUUCCUGCUCAGUCUGGACCCAAGCAAUCUCAGAAAGAUCCAUCUUCCACAGGUUCUUCAAAAUCUUCAGCAGAGCCACCAACUAUUCCUCAGCCAAAAGAAACACAGCCAGAAAAGGUAAGCCCCAUGACAACUGCUUUAAAAGUAACAGAGAAGAAGGACGUGGCAUCGAAACUUGCUGCCAAAUCUGUAGAAGCUCCAGCUGUGAUCAAACAGGAGCAAACUUUGGAUCAGGAUUUGAACAUUACAAAACAAAAGCCUGCAACAGAUGAAGAAAAGAAACUUCCACCUGAACUGGUUGCAAAAGAAGAUGCUGUUAAACAAGUGGAAAAAACUACUGCACCAAAGAAAAUGGAACCAGAAAAUGCGAAAGAGGUAACAGAAAUAAAGACAGUAAAAUCUGAAGAUGUCCCACCUGAUAGAGCAGUUCAAAAACAGCCUUCUGAAGUCAUGAAUGUGCAGAAUGAGCAGCUAAAAGCAUCUGAUUUAGCACAGACUGACAAAGAAAAAGUUACAAUGGAAAAAGAGGAAGAAAAGUCAGACUCAUCAGCACUUCAGCAGCAGAAAAGUCCCCAGGGUCUGAGUGACACAGGCUAUUCCUCAGAUGGCAUAUCCAGUUCACUGGGUGAAAUUCCAACAAUCCUUCAAAGCGAAGAUAAAGACUUGCUCAAAGAACCGGCUCGGAAAGAUUCCAUUUCUCAGGAAUGUAGCCCUUCAAGUCCGUCAGAUCUUGCUAAGCUGGAAAGUACCGUUCUUUCAAUCUUAGAAGCUCAGGCAAGUACAGCACAUCAAGAGAAGUUAGGCCAACAUAAAGAUCUUUAUGGACUUUAUUCUGACCAUGAAAGAGAGCGACACAGACCGAGAACCUUAUCAAUUACACCAGAGUCUUAUAGCUCAGAUGAAGAAGAUCUUGAAGAUAUUCAGGAAGAAGAUGAGGAAGCUUUGGAAGAUCAUGAUCAUGAAGAUAAAUUAGCUAGCAAAGACUACAAUGAAAGUUAUGGUUCUCAGGGUGAUGAAGCAUCAAGGAGACAACGAUAUGACUCUCUUGAAGACAGUAGUGAAAGUGAGCACUCACCUCAUCCUCACAGGCAGAGGAAAGUCAGUGUUGGGUCAUCAAGCAGUGAUAGCCAAGGAUCUGGUGAUGAAGAAGACUUUAUUCGAAAACAAAUCAUUGAGAUGAGUGCAGAAGAAGAUGCAUCAGGUUCUGAAGAAGAUGAAUAUAUCAGGAGUCAGCUGAAAGAAUUAAGUGGGAAAGGACGCCCAGAGAACAAAGGGCCAACUGUUAAGCACAAACGCCUUUCAAAGCGAAGUAGCACCAGUCACGAUGAUGAUCCAGGGAGGCGCCAUUCAUGGCACGAUGUAGAUGAUGAUGAUGAUGAUGAUGAAGAAGUGUAUGCUGAGAGCCCUGAGGCUAAGUACAGAGAGACUAAAAGUCAAGACAAUGAAGAAUUGUCUCUGUCAGCUGGUGGAGGCCUUAGACGUUUUAAAACAAUAGAUUUGAACAGUACUAUUACAAAUAAAUACGCAGAAGAUGGCUCUGAGGUCAAAAAGGAUGGAUUGUACUACGAAGAAGAACCGGAGCUAGAGAUGGAAAGCUUAACUGAUUCACCCGAAGAUAGAUCAAGAGGUGAAGGCUCAUCUAGUCUGCAUGCCACGUCCAGUUUUACACCUGGUACUUCACCAACAUCAGUAUCAUCAUUGGAUGAAGACAGUGACAGUAGUCCGAGUCAUAAGAAGAUGCUUGGAGAGAGUAAACAACAAAGAAAGGCAAGACACAGAUCACCUGGUCCUCUGUUGCCCACUAUUGAAGACUCUUCUGAAGAAGAAGAAUUGCGGGAGGAAGAAGAACUUCUGCGAGAACAAGAAAAGCAGCGAGAGUUAGAACAACAACAAAGGAAGAGUUCAACAAAGAAAUCAAAAAAAGAUAAAGAUGAGCUAAGAGCUCAGAGAAGACGGGAACGUCCAAAAACCCCUCCUAGUAAUCUCUCACCAAUUGAAGAUGCUUCACCAACAGAAGAGUUGCGACAAGCAGCAGAAAUGGAGGAGUUACAUCGCUCUUCAUGUUCUGAAUAUUCCCCCAGCAUUGAAUCUGAGCCAGAAGGUUUUGAAAUACAUCCAGAAAAAAUUAUAGAAGUGCAGAAAGGUUAUAAAUUGCCUACAUCAAUGUCACUGUAUUCUCCUACAGAUGAGAAUGCAAGUCGCACUAUACAUGAAGUUGGUGUUAUUAAUCAGAAGUCUUUGAAAAGUGCAGAAGAAGCAUAUGAAGAGAUGAUGCAGAAAGCAAAAUUUCUUAAGAAUCAAAAUGAACCUGAUGAUGUAUUUGAUAAGGAACCUUUAUACGGGGGGAUGUUAAUCGAAGAUUAUAUCUAUGAGUCUCUAGUAGAAGAUAACUACAAUGAAACAAUGGAUAACCGUUUUCUUAACACAGGACUGGAUACCAGCACUAGUUUGAUACAAGAAACUGAAAAGAAAUUAAGAAGCCCAGAUGAAAUUUAUGAAGAAAUAAUGAAGAAAAACACCAAUCUCAAUGAUGCACAAUAUUAUCAUUACAGUCUGCCUUUAAGUGUAAACCUUCAUCCGCAUGAUUUGCCUCCCUCUGUUUCUGUUGCAAAAGAAACAUUUGUUACAUUUCCAUUGGAUACCAGUGAAGCUUCGACAAAGAUUGAGAAACAGUUGUUAGACGCUGAUGCCGCUUAUGAGGAGAUCAUGAAGCGACAAAGUACAUUGCUGACUCCUGGCACCAGUCCAACUCAGCUGAGUUCUCCUGACUCCAUGUCUGCUGAAUCAGAGGCAACUAACAGCUCUUCAUUAACAAGUACAGCUGCUUCAGCUGGGGUGCAUGACAAACUGUUAACCUCUUUACCAAUUUCUGGUACAAAGCCAGUUCAAAUUUCAUCAAUAAAUAGCACAAUGCAUGCUAUUCCUGACGUCAAAAUUACCCAACACUUUUCCAUGGAAGAUGACAUUGAUAUGGAAUAUGGAGAACAAUAUUGUGUAGAUAACAGAGGGAUGUCAUAUGAAACUGCUGAGAUUGUACAACACAGCAAACCAGGGACUACAGCCAGCAGUACAGCAUCAACAUCGACGGUAACAUCUAAAGCUUUUGCAGUUGCCUGUACUGUCACCACAACUAUUAGCUCUCCAAUUUGCUCCACUGGGCCUGUUGGUGGAUCAAAGACAACAGAUUUUGUUGUCCUUAGUAUAACCACAAACGAAGACAAUUACGCUUCAACCCAGACACCCAGAUCUACUGUCAAGAGUAAGAUGACUUCAUUAACUUCCACAACAGGAGGAAUGUGUCAAGUAUAUCCCACUUCAAUCACCAGUUCUUCUGGGUUAUCAGCUAGAUCUGACCAUGUACUGAUCUCAGUGCCUCCGAAUCUAGACAGUUCUGAUGUUCUCACUUCCACCACAGUGACUCCAGUGGUCCCAGAAACUUGCCAUCUUUUAGAUAAGCAAUCUUCCCUGGAUAGUAUGUCUGACAAAACUAUCGCUUUAGUGUCUAUGCCUCCAGCCUCAGUGCGGGUUGCUGUUUGUGAAUCCUUAGGGAUGACAGACCCAGCGUCAGUAGUUACAUUGCCUGUAUCAUUACCAGGAAAAGCGAAAAUUGCAACCACUUCAAAUCCAGCACCAGGGUUCUCUGUCUCAACAACAGUUUCUCCUUCUGUGACCAUCACUGCCUCACAAGCACAGAUCACAACCAAGGGUCCCUGUCUUCCUUUUGAAAUGGGCUCACUGUCCAGUACAUCAUUAUUACAUUCUCCUACUCAUUCACCAUUCCCUCCUCCACCACCUCCACCACCCCCUCCUCCCUUACCUCCUCCAGCCUUUCCAAAGCCAGUUAUCUUCCCAAAAAAAAGAGCCACAACUGAUGUAUCAAUCUGCAGAAUAAAUACUCUAGAUCAGAACAGUUUAACAGCAAUUGAUAAAAUAUUUCAUCCAAUGCCACCUCCUGUCCCUCCGAAGCCAGCCUCAAUUCCAUCAGCAUUAGUUUUCACCACAAGACCAACAGAUGCAAUACGGCCCACAAUUCCACCAAAGCCGUCAUUCCCUCAUCUUCCUAUCUCUGUGCAUAGACCAAGUGAAUCACAACAUAAAGCUUUAACUUCGACUACAACUUUGUCUUUGACCUUGACUUCACCAGGAGAUCUCAAGUUGAUCUCUCCUACAUCUCCUAUCUCACCACAUUCAAAUAAAUCUUCUCCAAAGUUAACUAUGCAUUCCCAAGCUACGUAUGUAGUAAUCACUCUGCCAUCUGAACCCGGUACUCCUACAGAACCUGUCAGCUGCCAAGCAUCUUCCAUCCAAUCAUCAGUAUCCCCUUCAAAACAACAUGGUCUAUCAAGUCUACCACCAGCCAUAUCCUUGGCUCACUUUACCAAAUCUUUGGAAACUCAGAAAAUAGUUGAAAAGGGAAAAACUGAGACAGUUUAUUUUUACCAGAGUUUGGCGCGGGGCAUUGUAUCAACAGUGGAACAUGAAAUGUCAGCAGAAGUACCGCAGCCACCAGUUUCGAUGCUAUAUGAUAAAGUGCCAGGUAGGGGCACAGUUAGUGUCGCUAUUACCAUACCUCCUGAAAGAAAGUCUUCUGAGCUUCCACAGUUUCCAGAAAAUGGGAGAACCCUAGAGCAUAUGGCACAGUUCACAAGUGAUGUAAUUGACCUUCGUACUUUGUCAAAUUUUGAUGCAGAUAUGACAGCUAAUGGGAUGGAUUUGUCUACUUUCUCUGCAGAAGGAGGAAGACAUGCUUUAGUCAUUGAUUCUAGUGGCAUACGUCAUCUCAGUGCAAUUCAGCCUGCCAUUAUCAAUCUAACUAAAACUGAACCCGAACAAGUUUCAGUUUCAACACUGGCAAUGUCUGCAGAAUGUAUGACUGUAGUUACCUGUACAGCUAGCACCACUUUUACUGCAACCACUGGCACUUUGGAAGGGCCUGUGGACCUUGGUCAUUCUGUGUCUAUACCACUUCCACUAAUGACCAAGGUUGAUGAAGCAACAUGCAGUGUUGCUCACUGUCAGUCCUCAGCCACAGGCACCAUAGAAGUUCCAAUUAACCUGACCUGUAGUACCGCUACUUCCAUUUCAGGUUGGCCUAACACUAAACCAGUGACCAAAGCUCCUGGUAGCACAAUUAAUGGAUGGACAGAUAUGGAAUCUACUGAAGUUGAAGCAGUUGAUUUAAGCACCACAAAACCCCAUCGAACGAUGGUGUCACUGGAUGAAUUAACAACUGGACCUGUUACUACAAUUGUAGAGGAGGAAGACAAGCCUGUGGAUCUCACUGCAGGAAGACGCAAUGUCUGCUGUGAUAUGGUUUACAAAUUUCCAUUUGGCCGCAGUUGUUCAUCAUUGACACAGCAACCUGCUUCCACCCUCCCUGAAGAUCGUUAUGGGUACAGAGAUGAUCACUAUUCAUAUGGCCAUGGUGCAACCCAUGGCUACAGAGGUUUUGGGAGCAUGAAGCCUUCCAUGUCUGAUACCAACUUGGCUGAAGCUGGUCUGUUUCUGUACAAAAGCAAGCAUAGCUUUGAUUAUUGCACUAGUAGCACUGAUGCAGCAAUGGAUCUUACUGCAGGAAAACUGACAGCAGGUGAAUUAAUGGAUUAUUCUGCAGUUUGUACUCAGCCUCAAGAUCACCUCAGCAAGGGAACUUUGAGUUACCCAGAGACACAUCAAGUGAUUACAGACUCUGGCAUGUCGCAGUAUUCUCAAGCAAGAAUAACACCAACUAUUGGAAGCCACUAUGGCAUGCAAAGUGUUUUACGUUCAUCUGGUGGUGUUGUAUAUUCUUCUGUGGCAUCUCCAAUUCCAUCCACUUUUGCAAUUACUACACAACCAGGUUCAAUAUUCAGCACUUCUCUUAGUCUCCAAAGUAGUGAUACAAUGCCUUCACUAUCAGUAUUGCAGCAUAUUCAGCCAAUGCCCAAGUCUUCCAGUUGCUUAACAACAGCUGAUACAGGAAGAGAGAUAGGUGCUGGGGCUUCUCCAGGUUUAGAUGCAUCUGUGUUUAUGUCUAACCUGACCAGAAUUUCAACAACAUACCACGACACAUCAUCUGAGAUCAGUUUUAUACCGACUGAAACCGAUUACAUUCAGAAACACAGUAUUGAAUCUGUAGUGGCUCCCAAGCUCUCACCGGCGACUUCACCUGUAUCUGAAGAAAAUAAACAUCUGUUAAUAGAAAGAGAAAUGCUGGAGUUUGAGAAGAUGAAGCAGAUACGUUUAGCUGAGGAGCUGGAACGUGAACGACAUGAGAUCCAGAUCUUUCGAGAACAAGAAAAGCUUAUUGUUCAGCGAGAACUUCAGGAAUUGCAAACAAUGAAGCAGCAACUUCUGUAUCAGCAAGAGGAAGAGCGGCAAGCUCAGUUUAUGAUACAGCAAGAGACAAUAGCCCAGCAACAGAUGCAGCUUGAACAAAUACAGCAACUACAGCAGCAACUACAGCAGCAGCUUGAGGAGCAAAAGAUUCGACAAAUAUAUCAGUACACGUAUGAUCCUUCUGGUUCAAACACACCUCAGACAACAACAGAUCAAGUAGUGAUAGAAUCCCAGUAUACAACAGCCGAAAAUGGCCAGUUCUGGCAUGGUCAGGAUAUUAAUACAACAGCUCCAGCCAUGAUGGGCCAGGAGCCACAGCCAUGGUAUCCUGCUCAGUCAGAAGACAUUUCUCAGCAUCUGCCUCAAUCUUGCAUGCUGAGCUCAGUGUCAGAAAUGUCUUUGAAAGACAUUGAUGCCAGAGAGGGAAGAGCACUUCGAAAGAGGAGCUCCAUGCCCAGGCUGGGAGGUCAAUAUGAUGAUGAUCUUGAUGGAAAAAUGCAGGACAUAAGGUCAUACAAAAAGAUAGUUGACAGUGGAGUCCAAACUGACGAUGAGGAAGGGACAGAAAGAUGCUACACUAGUAGAAGAAGAAGAACUAAGAAGAGUGUGGAUAGCAGUGUUCAGACUGAUGAUGAAGAUAAUCAGGAGGACUGGGACGUUCCCACCAGAAGACGAAAGUCUCGUGUUGGGAAAUACACUGAUGGUGGACCAGAGCUGGAGAAAGCAAAACGGCCACAUUUUGCAAAACUCUCUAAUAUUGCUAUGCAGACUGUAGCUGAGAUUUCUAUUCAAACUGAACCAGAGGGAAUCAUACGAACACCUUCCAUUAGGGCUCAAGUUGAAUCAAAGAUAGAAAUUGUAAAGCACAUUUCAGCUCCAGAGAAAACAUACAAAGGUGAAAGCUUAGGUUGCCAGACUGAAACAGAUUCAGAUGGACAAAGCCCCCAGUACUUGACUCAUAAGGUCAUUACAGUUGUACCUCCACAAAAAACUGAUAAAAAGCGUCCAACGCCAUUAGAGAUUGGCUAUUCAAAUCACCUUCGAGCAGAUUCUGCCUUCCAAGUUGUUCCAUCCCCACCAAAAUCUCCAAAAGUUUUGUACUCACCAAUCUCACCAAUGACCCCAAACAAAGAACUGGAGACAGCAUUUGUGCCCUAUGAGAAAUCCCCUUCAGUUGACAAAACCUCGCAGAAAUUGGUUGCUCUUGAACCACCAAAAAGUCAGCCUGUAAGCCCUCGGACUAUCAAAGUUAUUCAGCGAUCCAUGUCUGAUCCAAAACCACUGAGUCCUACAGCAGAAGAAAGCUCUAGGUUACAUUUCCAGUAUAAUGACAGCUACUUGGCAAAAGGUUCUCAAAACACCACACCAGUAGGUACUCAGAAAAAAGUGAAGAGAACCCUUCCUCAUCCUCCUCCUGAAGAGGCUGGUCUUGCUGGGAGCCAAGCAAACUUCCCCACUGUCAACUCUGUUUCCCACAGAAGAGUUUGCAGGACCAACACGAUGGCCAGAGCUAAAAUUCUCCAGGACAUUGACAGAGAGUUGGAACUUGUAGAAAGGGAAUCUUCCAAACUCAGGAAAAAACAAGCAGAACUAGAUGAAGAAGAAAAAGAAAUUGAUGCCAAAUUACGAUAUUUGGAAAUGGGCAUCAAUCGAAGAAAAGAGGCUUUGCUGAAGGAGAGAGAGAAACGGGAGCGAGCCUAUUUGCAGGGCGUAGCCGAAGAAAGAGAUUAUAUGUCAGACAGUGAAGUAAGCAACAUAAGGGAGACCAGAAUAGAUGCACAACAUGGGUUGGAGAGACCUAGAACUGCACCACAGCCUGAUUAUGAUCAAUUUCUCUCACCUCAGACCCAGUCACAGCCUCAGUAUGCGACUACUCCAAGCCAUUACACACAGUACCAGUACCCUACUCCUCCACUGACCCAAACCCAAACUCAAUACCAACAGCAAUCUCCUUACCAAGAACAGGCAUUAUACCAUCAGCAAGUUUCUCCCUAUCAAACCCCAGCUACCUAUCAGACUGUCCCCACAAUCACUUAUCAACAACAACCCCCUCCUUCUCAGGUCCAGUCAACAGCCUAUCCACAUCCAUCCCAAAUGAUCCUGAUUCAACAGAAACCAAGGCAGACCACACUUGUUGACCUUGAACCAAAAAUAACCACAAACUAUGAGGUGAUCCAUAAUCAGUCUCUUCUGAUGGCUUCCACCUCCUCAGAUAGCACUUAUGCAGUUCCUCAUUUGGGCAGUAAGUACAGUAAUUUAGACCUGAGAAUAGGGUUGGAUGAGAGGGGAACUGUGACAGGUAGCCCAAUCUCAAGCCUUUCUGCAGAAUCCUAUUAUGCAGAUCUAGAGCAUCGUGCACCUCGAAACUAUGUUCUGAUUGAUGACAUUGGUGAACUCACUAAAGGAUCUAGUACACUUGUGACUGGAUUUAACCUUCACGAUAUACAAAAACAAGUGCACAAGAAUGAGCGGCUACUUGGCACAAGUGAAGCACGCAGAACUGCAGACAUGAAAGAUUUUAUUGGGCCUUUGCAGAGCUCAACACGCUUGCAUUCCUAUGGAAAAGCAGAUGAAGAUACCAUGGAGGACCCUUAUGAAUUAAAGCUUUUGAAGCAACAAAUUAAACAAGAGUUUCGCAGAGGAGCUGAAGGCUUAGAACAUCUUUCUAGCUUUCCCCAAUACUACCAGGCAGAUAGCAGCUACAGGCACUUUCCAAAGUCUGAGAAGUAUAGUAUAAGCAGGCUGACUCUUGAAAAACAAGCUGCAAAGCAAUUGCCACCAUCCAUCAUUUACCAAAAGCAAAGCAAACAUAAAAAACAGUUGCUGGACCCCAAAUUCUCCAAGUUCUCACCAAUUCAAGAAGCCAGAGAUGUGGAGCCUGACUUUACCAACUACAUGGGAACUGCCUCAGCAGUAACUGGGGCUCCCUCUAGAACAAGGCUUAUUCAAGAUGAUGUAACAUUUAGCCUAAGAAAAAAUAUUCGUGACCAACAGAAGUUUCUUGGUCCAACUGUCAGAUCUACAUUCGAUGAUGAAAUUGACAAAGCAUAUACCAGUGGAACUAGAUCCAGGCCCUCGUCUGUUUAUGGACUUGAUCUAACAAUUAAAAGAGACCCUUCCAGUACAUCAUUGCGCAUAAAAGGUCAGGAAAAUGAUCCAUUAGAUAUUGCCUAUGGACAGAGUACUCCUUCUGUACGAACAAAGCCGUCCAGUUUACCGAUUAGCCACAGCAGAGGAAGAAUUACCAUAGUCGCCCAGAAUUCGGAGGAAGAAAGCCCCUUAAGUCCUGUUGGACAGCCAAUGGGAAUGGCUCGAGCAGCAGCUGGCCCAUUGCCUCCAAUAUCUGCUGAUACAAGGGAACAGUUUGGCUCGAGCCACUCUCUACCUGAAGUACAACAGCACAUGAGAGAGGAAUCACGGACACGUGGAUAUGACCGUGACAUAGCGUUUAUUAUGGAUGACUUCCAACAUGCCAUGUCAGACAGUGAAGGGGUGUGCACAGCACUGAAACAAUUAACUGAACCCAACCAAACUAAGUUCAUUGAAAUGAAUUCAUAUCAUCUGCGUCGUGAAGAAACGGAUUGGUUUGACAAGCCACGCGAGUCUCGCCUUGAUGAUGCACCUGCCAUAAAUCGCAAGCUUCCAGAGAAAUUAACUCACGCCAGACAAUCUCAACAACAAUCCGCAGAAGUUAGUGGGAAGCUUGUUCAAUACAACUUCCCACAUUCUCGGGUCAGAAUUCAAAGGGAUCUAAAGGACCAGACAGUAUCAGGAAAUGGUUUGGGAAUCAGGAUUAUUGGUGGGAAAGAGAUUCCAGGACGAAAUGGCGAAAUUGGUGCUUACAUCGCCAAGAUCUUUCCUGGAGGACAUGCAGAGCAAUCAGGAGAACUCACGGAAGGAAUGCAAGUUCUUGAAUGGAAUGGAAUUCCUUUGACUGGUAAAACUUACGAGGAAGUUCAAGGCAUUAUAGGUGUUCCGAUUGGGGAAGCUGAAAUAUGUGUAAGACUGGACUUCAACAUGCUAUCGGAUUUAGACAGCCUCCAGCAUUUGGAAUUGCACUCCCAAGCAAAGGCUGGAGAAAAGCAAAAGUCCCCAGGAGUUGACCCAAAACAGCUGGCUGCAGAACUACAGAAGGUGUCCCAGGAGGCACCCUCUGUCGUUACCUCAGCCACGGAGAAAGGAGCCCACAGCCAUUCAGGAACCACAUCAGCCACUUCAAGUGCUGCCCCCAGCCCCGGACAACCUGGUUCACCUGCAGUUAGUAAAAAGCGACACAGCAGUAAGCCUCCUGAAACAGCAAGUAAAUCACAUCCAAUUACUGGCGAAAUUCAG
Messenger RNA from Stegostoma tigrinum, 12960 nucleotides. RefSeq names its product piccolo presynaptic cytomatrix protein a (gene pcloa). Gene Ontology annotation, molecular function: protein binding; metal ion binding; structural constituent of presynaptic active zone. NCBI's taxonomy places the organism in Eukaryota, Metazoa, Chordata, Chondrichthyes, Orectolobiformes, Stegostomatidae. Gene Ontology annotation, biological process: protein localization to synapse; presynaptic active zone assembly. The annotation marks the transcript as partial. The record is from RefSeq and is a predicted model, not a curated record. Gene Ontology annotation, cellular component: glutamatergic synapse; GABA-ergic synapse; axon. The transcript has 14 exons.